AUGUCUCAACGCCAUUAUUUUUAUGUUCUUCAUUCAGGCAGAAUGAUCAUCUCGGCUUUUCUCUCUCUUACAACUUGUAAAUCUGUGUCUUAUUUCCAUUCCCCGACCCCUCUUUCCUUCUUUUUGCCAUUAUUUUUCUCUUUCCUUCUUUUUGCCAUCAUUUUUUCUCUUUCCUUCUUUUGCCUUCUUUUCUCUUUCCUUCUUUUCGCCAUCAUUUUUUCUCUUUCCUUCUUUUCUCCGUCAUUUUUUUCUCUUUCCUUCUUUUCUCCGUCAUUUUUUUCUCUUUCCUUCUUUUCUCCGUCAUUUUUUUCUCUUUCCUUCUUUUCUCCGUCAUUUUUUUCUCUUUCCUUCUUUUCUCAGUCAUUUUUUCUCUUUCCUUCUUUUCUAUGUUAUUCCAAAAUCGAUGACGAUUCAUCCAAAUUGGAAGACCUGGGGAUCGGGUCGGCGUUCCGUCCCAUGGCUGAAAUAUUCAGUUCUCAAAACCAAGUAGACUAA
Molecule: messenger RNA, 495 nt
Organism: Acanthosepion pharaonis
Lineage: Eukaryota; Metazoa; Mollusca; Cephalopoda; Sepiida; Sepiidae
Source: the annotation of a GenBank genome assembly